Myripristis murdjan (pinecone soldierfish) is the source of this 5202-nucleotide messenger RNA. It is a transcript of the gene wdr32, whose product is annotated as WD repeat domain 32. The coding region runs from base 255 to 1832 and encodes 525 amino acids. The transcript has 7 exons. The record is from RefSeq and is a predicted model, not a curated record. Lineage: Eukaryota; Metazoa; Chordata; Actinopteri; Holocentriformes; Holocentridae. Gene Ontology annotation, molecular function: protein binding. Gene Ontology annotation, cellular component: Cul4-RING E3 ubiquitin ligase complex.
AUUUCCGGUGCCGCCGUUGCUCGUUUUAGCAACUUAACAAGGGACGAUGAGACGCUGCCAAGUCUGACAACAAAAUAUAAUUCGGCUUACGUUUCGCAUACAGGUGAAAAUACACAACCAUGGGGCGUUAAAUCGAAGGGGCAAGACUCGGUUUAAUGCCAGCUUGGUGACUAAAGUCGGUCUACUUUUCGCCGUAAAGCCGAAACGCUGCGCCCCAAAACACAAACGGGUCUCUGGACCCUGGAGGAGCUACAAUGAGCGACAGCGAGGACGCCGACGAGUCGCAGGACAGGCCCGACAACUGCACCGCUUCCGACCAAGGCGAGGACCCCGACAUCGAGGAGUCAGACUGUGGGGAUGACAGCCCCCGGAGAGUCCCCGCUGCCCCGGUGGACAGCGGCGGUAGCGGCGACCGGGACGGGCGGGAGCGAAGUGCGAGCUCCCCGGCGUCCGAGGAGCGUGAACCCCGCUGCCAGACGGCCAAGCCGCUGCGGAGCGGAGGGAGCAGCAGCAGCAGCAGCAGCAGCAGCAGCAGGACUAGCCUGUUCUCCUGGCUGCAAAACAGGACUGUGAGAAGAGGGAUCUUUGUGGACCCAGCCAGGGACAACUUCAGGACGAUGACCAACUUGUACUGCUCAAUGAAUCCGGCUGCAGACUCUGUCAACUUGAGCACUCAGACUCACGGAGCUGUGUUCAACCUGGAGUACUCUCCUGAUGGGUCUGUGCUGACUGUGGCCUGUGAGCAGACCGAGGUGCUGCUGUUUGAUCCCAUCUCCUCCAGGCACAUCAAAACCCUGGUGGAGGCCCACGAAGACUGUGUCAAUAACAUAAGGUUUUUGGACAAUCGUUUGUUUGCCACCUGCUCGGACGACACCACAAUUGCACUAUGGGAUCUGCGGAAGCUGAAUUCAAAGGUUUGCUCUCUGCACGGCCACGCCAGCUGGGUGAAGAACAUCGAGUACGACACCAACACCCGUCUCCUCGUCACGUCUGGCUUUGAUGGCAACGUCAUCACGUGGGACACUAACAGGUUCACAGAGGACGGCUGCCCGCACAAAAAGUUCUUCCACACCCGCUACCUUAUGAGGAUGCGGCUGACUCCUGACUGUUCCAAGAUGCUCAUCUCCACUUCUUCAGGCUAUCUGCUCAUCCUCCACGACCUGGACCUCACCCAGUCCCUCGAGGUGGGCAGCUACCGCAUGUUACGAGCACGACGGACUCCCCUCAGCUCAGAUGGAGGCACAUCAGCGUCCAGGUCGACUGGGACUCCUCGACAGGGAAAUGACUCCAGCAAAAUACACCCUCACAGAGAAGGCCUUUCGCCGAGGAACAGCCUGGAGGUUCUGACUCCUGAGAUCCCCGGAGAGAGAGAACGAGGGAACUGCAUCACCUCCCUGCAGCUCCACCCGAAAGGCUGGGCCACGCUCAUCCGCUGCUCCAGCAACAUGGACGACCAGGAGUGGACAUGUGUGUACGAGUUCCAGGAGGGGGCACCUACACGACCGCCCGUCUCCCCUCGCUGCUCCCUCCGCCUCACCCACUACAUCGAGGAGGCCAACGUCGGCAGAGGCUACAUCAAGGAGCUGUGCUUCAGCCCGGACGGACGCCUCAUCUGCUCCCCAUACGGCUACGGGGUGCGCCUGCUGGCCUUCGACGAGCGCUGCGGUGAGCUGGCCGACUGCCUGCCCGUCCAGACCAGCUGCCUUAGGGAGGUUCGCUCCAUCUACUCGCACAGCGACGUGGUGCUCACCACCAAGUUCUCCCCAACACACUGCCAGCUGGCCUCGGGCUGCCUGAGCGGCCGCGUGGCACUUUACCAGCCCAAGUUCUAGUAUUUGCUGCUGUCAAAAAAAGGUCAAUACACUGCAGAGUGCAGACCUGGGUAAAGCAGUGGUUGCAAAAAUCAAGGUUCCUGCACAGGUCUGGAAUGUCUGGAAGUGUCUGGAAAGGGAAUUUACGAUUUCCUUCUUCUUGAUUAGUUCAGAAAGUGCACAAGAAAGACUGUGGUCAUGUCACGUAUGCAGAUAUUUGUUGCUGUGAAGAAUAAACUUUAUCUAUAUGGUGAAAUGGCAUCGUUAGCGGGGGCAAGAUGACUGUUGGCAUAAAGCAUUAAAGGCAUUAAAAAAAAGAAAUUAAGAUUUGGUUAUGAAGUGUGAAACUUUGAAAUCAAAACUGUGCAGGAACCUUGAAAUAAUUCCUAGCAUUUGUUUUAAAGUGCUUGGUGGACCAGAUGGGUGGUUUUUUUUGUUUUGUUUUGUUUUUUUUUUACAACAGAUAAACAGAAAUCAGACAAAGCAGAAAUUGUCAGGCACGGUGUCUGUCACAGUACAUUAGGAUGCUAAACUGACAAAGACUGUUUCUUUUCUAAGCUAUUUGGCAGUCGCUCUGUGUGGGAAAACCCCACUCAUCUGGCACCUACGGAGGAUAAAAGAGACCGUAAAAAUAUUUGCAAAUACUGUUGGGCCCAGGUCUGCAGCUGUGUUUCAGUCUUUGGGUGGGAACCAUCAGCUGACAGCCACUGAACUGAAGAAAGAAAAGAAGAAGGUGAAAACUUAAGAUUUACUGACUGUGGCCCAGGAUGGAAACUUUAAGCCUCUCUGACCCCGAACUUAGAAAAAGAAAGCAAAAGCAAAGACUUCAAGGUAAAAUAUGGGGGACUUUGAAGAACAGCGAAACACUCCCACGGCGACUGAUGAGAGGACUGAAAGUGCAAACCUCAAAAGUCCUCGAUUGCCGUUUCCUCGAUUCAAAAGAUGCAACGUGGCAUCACUCAAAAGCAAACUGAUGACUUUGUAAGGUUGUCUGUUGGUCUUUUUCAUACUAAAGAUUAAUUUUGGCCUAUAACCAGUAGAUAACUUUGAGGCUUAUUUUGAGACUUUAAGUAACACAUCACGAUGUUCCCCCCCUCGGGACAAAAACACUAAAGAUGCAAAGGACAGACGUUAAUCGUAACCAGACAAGAAACGGGCAUGCUUGUGUCGUCUUGCGCUGUCAUGGAUCGUUCCUGCCCGGCGUCCUCCGGUAUGGAUCGAGUCGCCGCGAGGCGUCCGCUCUCGGCUGAUCUGCUCUUCUCAAGCCUUUUCCAUAGGUGCUGCUUCUCUGCUCAUACAAUCUGAACUUUGACCUUGACUUCUUGGACCUCAUCAUCAAUGCCUUUCCUCUGCGCUCAUGGACGGUGACCUCUCCAACCUACUUUCUACUUUUCCGUUCUACAUCCCCGCCUCAGUUUCCCCCGUGGUUUUUAAUGGGUUUUUAGUGCGUUUAUACGUGUACGUCCAAUGAAUGUUGCGGACACUGUUCACAGCGCGGUGAAGACGUGUGAUUCGUUUGAUUUCCACAGUUGCUCGGUGUCACCGCCUCUCUAGGAGAACUUUUAUCACAUUUGAAAACACUUCUCGUCUCUCACUUAAUUUGUUUGUCUGUUUUUAUCUGAACCUCUGAAUGGAAACCUUGUGUUGUCUUAAAAACAGGAAAAAAGCCCAUCUGCUGUCAGUAAAUUACCAUGUUGAACUUUAGAAUCGAAACAUCUCAGCUUUCAAAACUCCUUGAUUUUUCAAGACGCACCAGUAGGAGUUGAUUUUCAAAAUAAUGCAAAGAUUAUCCCUAAUAAUAAGAUUAUCCCCUCUUCAAAUGACCACCGAAUCACCUGAUCUUUAUAGUGUUACGUUGCCGACACACACAGGGCAACUUUUUGGCCAGCAAUGCCAAAGGAGUUGCUUCACCACGGUUGCUUUAAUCCUCCAGGACGUUACAUUGUUGCCAAGAAACUGUUUGGUUAGUUUUCUGACCUUGUAGCUCCUUGUGUUGGCUUUUUGGAGAGAGUGUUGUCCAUCAUCUCUGGCGUGUAACCACACUAAUCCUCAUUACACCCAUUUCCGAUUUUGUUGUCAUGAUGGCCGUCCAGACUUCUAACCCAUCGCCUCUGAUGUCCACAUUUCACACUUGUGUUAGCGCCGCCGUUGCGUUUGUGUUUGCUCGGGAAAAACCAGUGUAGUAUAGCUACUGUAGGUCUAAGAGCCAAGCAAAUGCCUGGAUAUUACACCUUUUUAAUGUAAGACGGUUACAAUACAUAGUGACUGAAGAAUAGAUAGUAAUGUACUGUUAAUGUAAACAAAAUGAUAGACAUGAACCUAUACUACUAUGCAUACCAGCCUUUAUGAAUAUCCUUUCUUAUUUAUGUGAGGGUGAUGCUCCGUGUUGAGUCGUCUCAUGCCAAAAUAUGUCGAAAGAUUGUUUGGAUCGGGUCGAAGUCGCUCUUUACCUGCUUUCCUCGCGCAGUGAGCCGGGAACUAAAAGUGACCAUCUGGUAUUUCAAUUAAAAGUGAGUUUUGUAUCAUUUAGCCAAUGAGCAAAUCUUCACACGUGACAAGUUCAAUUUUUUUAGAACGCUUAAUUGAGUGGAAAAAAAAAAUAGGAAAAUAGAGGUGGCAGGUGAAAAGUGAUGACACUGUAUAUGUAAGAACUACUCUGAACACAGAUGGGACCUUUUAUUUCCCGGCUCACACACAGCUUCAUCCUGACUUGGUCCUGUAUGUAAGAAGGAAGGACGCUUUUUUUUCACACUUUGUACCUCAGUUUCCUGCUCAGAAUGCAUCGUGUUCAGUUUUCUGUACCACAAAUUGGGUCAGGACGCUUUCAGCUCAUUCAAUUCACGCCGUCUGUGUUUUCUUGCAGAGUAAUAACGUAAAGGUGUGCUUCUAACCAGUAACAAAGAAAUAUUUGGAACGCUGUUUCGUUAGUGAAGGGCAAUGUCAGUGUUUAGUUUGAAUUGACAGAACUGAAAGUGAAUCAGGCCCAGCCAUGCUGUAUAUUCAGUGCUGCUUUUAAUCCACUUAUUCACAAGUUUCUUGGUGAGAAGUGUCUUAUUUGCCAUUUUCACUCUGGGCAUAGCAACUAAAUACUGGGUUCAUUGUUUUUUUGUUUUUUGUUUUUUGUUUCUUUUUUUGUAAUGCAUUUGUUUAUUUUUGUCCAUUGUGUUCUGGUUUUCAAACUUUGUGAGAUUUAUUUAGCGUUCUUAGUUGUUUUGUCGUUGCGGGUGCACUGUCGGUUCGUUUGAUCGCAGCUCAUGGGGGGUGGAAGAGAAAUGAAAACAUGUUGGAUGCUCGCACUGUUGUUUCCUAAAUGGCUAUCAGUAAUCCCAACAGUGAUACUAAAAUGGUACUUAUUAUCAUUGAAAUAAAAAGUAGCUUUUUUUGCACUGCU